AUGGAUGGACUAAAUACUUCUGUGGUGUUUGAAUUUGUGUUGACAGGAUUCUCUGGCUCUUGGGAAACUAAAGUUUUCCUCACGCUGGUAUUCUCCUUACUCUAUAUAGGGAUCAUUCUGGGAAAUCUCUUCAUUGUGAUUUUGGCCAUUUUUGAUUCCCACUUACAUUCUCCUAUGUACUUCCUGCUGGCCAACCUGUCCCUCAGUGACGUGGGUAUUUCCUCUACCACCAUGCCCAGAAUGAUUACAGACCUUUUAGAUGAUUCCAAAGUAAUUUCUUUCCAAAGCUGUAUGGCACAGGCAUACUUCAUCCACCUCGUGGGAGGAGCCGAGAUGGUGUUACUUAUAGCCAUGGCCUUUGACAGGUACACCGCAAUCUGCAAGCCUCUCCACUACUUGAAGAUCAUGAGCCCUAAAGUAUGCAUUUCAUUAGUAAUUGCCGCUUGGGUACUUGGGGUGAUCCAUGCUAUGCUUCAGUUUUCCUUUGUAAUAAAUUUGCCCUUUUGUGGUCCUAAUAAAGUAGACAGCUUUUGCUGUGACUUUCCCAGGAUCAUAAAACUUGCAUGCACAGACGGAACCAAGUUUGAAUUUAUUAUUGCUGCCAACAGUGGCUUCCUGACUAUGGCCACCUUCUUCCUGCUGAUCCUUUCCUAUGCCUUCAUUUUGGUAACUGCGUGGAAACGUUGUUCAGAUUUAUCCAAGGCAUUCGCCACGUUAUCAGCUCAUAUCAGUGUAGUGUUUCUUUUUUUCACACCAUGCCUAUUAAUCUACAUUUGGCCUUUCCCCACAUCAUCAAUCGAUAAGUACUUGUUCGUUGUGGACUUUGCUAUCACCCCGGCCUUAAAUCCUGUUAUCUAUACACUAAGAAACAAAGACAUAAAAGUGGUGAUAAAAAGGUUGAGCAAACCGGGACAUUAUGACAAAUCUUCAGACUGA
Molecule: messenger RNA, 936 nt
Organism: Sorex araneus (European shrew)
Lineage: Eukaryota; Metazoa; Chordata; Mammalia; Eulipotyphla; Soricidae
Product: olfactory receptor 4F21-like
Exons: 1
Coding region: 1-936 (311 amino acids)
Biological process (GO): G protein-coupled receptor signaling pathway
Cellular component (GO): membrane
Molecular function (GO): G protein-coupled receptor activity; olfactory receptor activity
Source: RefSeq, a predicted model, not a curated record